AUGCACAGAAGUUCAAGUCAUAUAGGUUCAUUACAAGAUUAUAAACCAAAAAGCCUUUGGAAAUCUAUGCUUUCCAAAGAUGGUCAAAAUGAAAAUAAUAAAUCAAGAGGGAUAAUUAGAUCACAAAGCACAGUGGCUCACAAGAGUAAAAGAUCAAGUAUGAUAAUUUCAGAACCUUCAUCUAUACGGAAUAGUGGAUUGAAAAGAUUAAGUUUAAUUCCAAGUUCAACAGAUUCUUCUUUUGAUUCAGAAAAUAUUGAUCCUAAAGAAAAGGAGUUUUAUCAAUCAUUAAACUUACCAACUUCAGCUACAUCUUCAAAAUUUUCAAAUAGACAUAGAUCUAUGUAUUUUGGAUCUACAAAUAGUGAUAUGGAUGAUAUUGAUUCAUUAGAUUUUGGUUCAAAAUCACCAAUUUCAUCAAAUUUUAUAAAUAUGAAUGAAGAUAAAGAACCAGAUAUGUUAUCAUCUGCAUUGGAAGAUUAUAAAAUAUUUACAACCACCAAAAAAUCUACAAAUUCAUCAACUUUAACAAGUGCAAAUCCAACUCCAACAAAUUUAACAUUUGAAGAAUCUGAAUUAAACUCAUCAAAUUUAAAUAAUAAUGAUGAUGAUGAAAAUUCCCAUGAAACAAGAGAAACAAGAAUGUCAUCAUUACCAAGUUUUACAUCAACAAAUACAAUGGAAUCUGAAAUUUCAGUAUUACACGUUUCAAAUUCUUUAUGGAUAGGUUCAACAAUAACGGAUUAUGAUUUAGAUGAUGAAGAUAAAUUUAUGGAUAAAGAUCAAAUUGAUUAUUUUGAAGGUUUUAAUCCAGAAAAUAUAUUUGAUGAUGAAAAAAUUGAAAGUACAAAUAGAACUUCUUUAAUAUUUAUAUGA
Hansenula ciferrii is the source of this 876-nucleotide messenger RNA. RefSeq names its product Autophagy-related protein. The record is from RefSeq and is a predicted model, not a curated record. Lineage: Eukaryota; Fungi; Ascomycota; Saccharomycetes; Phaffomycetales; Wickerhamomycetaceae. The transcript has a single exon. The coding region runs from base 1 to 876 and encodes 291 amino acids.